Messenger RNA from Drosophila biarmipes, 4958 nucleotides. RefSeq lists its product as uncharacterized. NCBI's taxonomy places the organism in Eukaryota, Metazoa, Arthropoda, Insecta, Diptera, Drosophilidae. The record is from RefSeq and is a predicted model, not a curated record. Bases 358 to 1431 code for a protein of 357 amino acids. The transcript has 4 exons.
CUACAGUUUCAGUUAAAGAAAUAUGUUUUGUCCUCUCAGCAACUUCUGAGGUACGCCGCCACAAAAUAUUAAAGAGGUAGAAAGUUCGCUUGGCUGGCUUUAGUAUUCAGUUGGAACUUAGCAAUGCAAACUCUGUCCACAUUUGGAAUUUAUAACAAGUUCGUUUUACAUUAUAAGGAACCAAAAAAAAGUUUUGCAUACGUUUGAGCUUAAAAGAACAACCCAAAAUACAAAUGACUUUAUUUAUUUCGGUCCAAGGAACCAACGAGACACUUGAACCGUAUAAAACUAAAACAAGCAAACAAAUCAUAAUCUGAGCACUAGGAAUCGCAAUUCCUCUUUUAACUGGAAUAUAGUAUGAGAUCUAUAAAUGGAUUGUGGAUUGGCUUAUUAUUUGCGACAUCGUAUUCUUUUAUGUCCUGCAAUGGCCACGGGAGAUUAAUUGAGCCACCAAGUAGAGCUUCCGCUUGGCGAUUUGGAUUUCCAACCCCCCCAGACUACAACGAUCAUGAACUUUACUGUGGUGGGUUUACCCGGCAAUGGAAAGUAAACGGUGGUAAGUGUGGAGAGUGCGGAGACGCGUGGGAUGUUCCGGAACCACGGCCCCAUGAAUCUGGUGGCCAAUGGGGACAAGGCUUAAUAGUACGGAGUUAUUUGCCUGGAUCCAAAAUAAAGAUCCUUGUCGAAUUAACUGCUAGUCAUAUGGGAUAUUUUGAGUUUCGGAUUUGCCCAAAUCAAAGUGCUAAGCAGUUUUGCUUCGAUCAAAAUGUGUUGCUGAUACUUGAAGGCUAUCCUUCUCAUCCAAUUCCAACUGACCUAAACAUUCGCUUUUAUCCCCGAAAUGGAAGUCGCAUAUAUGAAAUUCAGGCGCAAUUACCUGAUCUUACGUGUGACCAGUGUGUUUUGCAAUGGCGUUAUGUUGCUGGCAAUAAUUGGGGCAUUUGCAGCGAUGGAAAUGGAGCUGUUGGGUGUGGCCCACAAGAGGAAUUUCGUUCUUGCUCGGAUAUUGCCCUCACUAAUGAGACGAGGACUUAUGUUAAACACAGUCGUCCCUCAUAUCCGACACCUACACAGCCUACACAAAUGCUUACAACCACGGAUACAAAUUCAGUAACAAGGCAUAGUGAAACUCUUAAGUAUACUAUAAUUAUUUUCCUCGUGUUGAUACUUAUAGUAUUUACUUUUUCCGUAGUAAUAUGGUACAUAUUGAAUUAUAACAAAAAAGUAUGUUCCAACAAAUGUAUUAUUAGUCUUAAAAAUAACAUGUUUUCUUGUAAUUCUAUCAAGGAAAACAUUCUUGGGUGUAACUUACUUAAAACGCCAUGCAGGGUAGGCGACAAUAAAUUAGAAAACCCACCCAUACCCCCACCAAGAACUAAAAGGCUAGAUAAAGUAAUGAAAAUUCCAGAAAAUUCAACAAACAAAGCCUAGAACGUGUAAAUUUGUCAACAUAUUGUGAAUCUUAAUUUAUUGAACCUUUAUUACAGUAUGGACACCAUUUAUUUAUGUUCUUUAUCAAGACUUAUGUUUCCUUUAAUUUAAAACUCUAAGUUUAUAGAGGCCUUGAAGCACUUCCUAAUGUUCCAUUGAGUAACAAUAUUUAUAAUUUGGAAAAAAUAAAAGAAAUGUAAAAAAUAUAUAUGGAAAACUAAAAACAAGGAAGAUCUAUAGUCGACUAUCAGAUACCCGUUACUCAGCUUAAGAGAGCAAAAGGGGAAUAGAGAUUUAUAAGCAGUAAAGCGGUAUAUUAGGGCGCCACCUACCGACUAUUUCAGUAGAUGUUAUGUGGGCGGCAGAAAGAUUCAAGCGUUUAUAGCGUUUGUGUGCGGUAGAGUGGGCUUGGUACCAAUUUCUUAGGUCAGUCUAUAAGUAUUGAUGAGACAAACACAUUUCAGUUAUAAUUUUGUUUCUAUCAUAAAAACUAUAGGCGCUACAGAUUUUCGCGGAUUGUGGGCGUUUGUAUGCCAAGUCUGACUCAUCUAGCUCUUAUAGUUUCAUACGGACAAACAGAUAGACGGACAUGGCUAGUGAUCCUGAUCAAGAAUAUAUAUACAUUAUGGGGUCGGAAACGCUUCCCUUUACCUGUUACAUACUUUACGACGAAUACCCUUUUACUCUACAAGUAACGGGUAUAAUUAAAUUAAAUAUAAAAAGCAAGUGAGUCGUUGGCAACGACAAUGACGUACACAAAUUUUAUAGUUGCAAAGCAGCUGAAAGCAAUACAUUUCAGUUAAAUUUGUUUCUAGCAAUAAAACUAAAGCGGCACAGCAGUUUGGCCGGACAAAAUUUACCUCACUGAUAGUUCGGAAAUAUAUGUUCAUUGAAACAAAAAAAAAACUAGCAAGGAAGUUAGCUUCGGAAAGCCAAAGUUUGUACACCCUUCCAGUUAUAAGAAACAAUUAACGUUAGUAACACCAUGUUAAAUUUUUAAGGAUUGCCGCUAGCUUCAGUUAUAUUAAAAAAUAUUAUUUCAUUAUUUUUCCGAUCGUUUCUUUGACAGCUAUAUGUUAGAGUCGUCCGAUUUUUAUUAAAUUUUUUCGAAAGUCCUAAAAAUAAAAAAUAAAAUUCCCAAUAUUAUAAGAUUUUAUGUCAAAAAACUCCGAAGCUAUAGAAAUGAUUUUUUUAUGAAGUGACGUUCCUAAAAACGAUAUCGGUUGUCACCGCACAGCUUUCAAAUAUUGUGUGUCGGACAUUAAUUACUAUAAGAACAUGCCGCCGGGCCAGUGCGUCGUCGACUACGUGAGGCGCACCUUGGGAGACCAUGACCGAGUUUUAUGUUUGUUUAUGACUAAUGUCCUUCAUAUUUUCUUUUUGCAACAAAAGUGGCAUUGACGUGGGAAAUAAAAUUGUGCCUUCGUAGAAAUUUAUCAUUUGUCGCCUCAAAACUAGGUAGCUAUUGAUUAAAUGAAAUGCUUAGAAAUAGCCACAAUUCUUACCGUUUUGAAGUUUGUAAUAAGUCAGUUCUAUUUUGAUUUUUUUUCUCGCAGUAUGUAUUUAAAUCAGCUGCUAUUUAUGACCCAUCAAUGCUAAGUUCGUUAAAGGCAUCUUCUCUUCAUCGAGAGAAAGCUUAUUCUGCCGAUUGAUGUCUUCUAUAUCAAACUAUUUAUCAUUUACCACAAUUUAAUCUUUUGCUGGCCAUAAAAGGGCUUCGAUCAUAAAAUAUUUUCUAAGUCUUCUUCCUAAAAAGUCCUGAUGGGUUUCUUUAAGAAACGAGCAUAUAUGUACAUACAUAAGUUUAUACCCUAGAAAUAUAAAAAAAAAAAACAAGUAAGUAAAUUCUAGCACAGUUCUUUGCCCACUUCCUAUAUCAUUGUGCAAGAAACACCAAACCAUUUCCUGGUCAAAAUAUUUUGCGCCAAAGCAACUCCAUCAUCAUUUCUGAAUUUCUAACAAACUGUUUCCCCGCCUCCAUUAUGGACGACAAAUGUAAGAGCGCUGAGCUUUGCCCCACCUGCGUCUCUAAUACCACAAAAUGUUUAUAGUUGACCAAUAGGUCCUUUUAAUGAUUCCAGAUCCAAAGUUUUUAUCCUUAUGAGAAAUAUAUACAUACAUAGGCCAACCAUUUUUGCAUGCUCCUACUUGAAUAAUUGAUUGGCGCCGCGUUUUUGACGAAUCUUGCACCUCUUUUCCUUGUGGGAUGAUUUAAGACUACUCCUCCUAUUGCAGCAAAGCUUACUUUUUGCAGUUUUGGUACCUGGCUUUUAGCCGUUGUCAGGUGCCGUAGUGUCCGUCUUGAGAGAACACGGUAUCUGCCAAAUUAUUUCUUGUGGAAUGUGCAGCUCCUGGCUGGUGGUGCGCGCCCACUGGGGUGGUGAGGUGCGGCGAGGAACCCGCUGUUUUUAGCGUUUAGAGAAGCUUGCAUGUAAUUAAAUGAAUGAAUGCUCGAAAGAGCAAGCGGCAUUUGCCGAGCCGAUAUCUUUUAUUCUCGGAAUAUUUCGGCUGUUACCGCCGAUCGUUGGGGCAUCAGUUUUGGGUCGAAAACAAAUAGAAUGAAAUAGACAAUUAGCAAUUGAUAAAUUCCAAUAAGAAAGCAAAGAAAAAAGUCGAAAUGUAGUCGAUUACGGUACAUUUGCCCCAACGACUUCGCUUGAGUGUGCGUUCCGCAAGCGUCGUCGCGCAGCUUAGCGCCGUGCCGCUACGCACCGCAUCAGCCCAUUGUGCGCAAACCUUCAUUAUGCACUAACUCCACAAAUAAUCAAAAAAUAAAUUUUUAUGCAAAAAUUAUAAAUGAUUCUAAUUCAUUGAAUCGUCUCUGUAGUUGAUUGAUAACCGUGCUGGUCGAUGAGCGUCUUUGAAGGCCGCUUGCUAUCUUUAAAUACUUUCUGAUAUUUCUCUACCAACUACUUUAAUGCUGUUAGUCUCGAGGCGUACUCUUCCCCAGUAGGUGAAGAGGGUGGAAAAAGCAGUCUAAACCUGGCACUGCAUCGCGACGCUAACGGAGCUUCGUUAUUCUUUUGAUUGCUUGUUAUACAUAAACCGCUCAAAAACCACAAAUAAAUAACUAAACUAUAUUGUCUAAUUUCAAGGUGUUUUGCACGACUGAAAGAACCCCUUAAUUCUAUGAACCCGAGCAGCGGCAUCUUAACACCGCUUGCUGGACUUCUUAGUCUAGGUCGCAAAAUGGUUGGCAGAGAUCGUUCAAGGAGUUUAGCUUUCCAGAAUCCUUGCAAUAAUUUAUUUUGAGGUGUUGGAUUUGUGCUUGUAACUCAUUUUGGUUAUCUAGCAGUCUUGUGUAACCAAACCGAAGAGUCCUGGGAAGCCGGAUGACACUGUGAGUCCUUCGGAAAGUCACUUCGGCGACUCUUCUUGAAGUGUCUUCGGCGACACUUUUCGGACGAUAGUUUUCAUCUUCUAGAAGUCACUUAGAAGUGACUUGCGCGAUAAAAAAUGCUUGCAGGGAAUAAUUUCUGAGCUAAGCAACGAAUGUACUUGUCGGCGUAAAAAAAGGAAGAAGGGAC